AUGCACCCGCCACGCCAACACGCAGAGAGCGAGGUCCGUUCCUGGGGCUUUGCCCAUGUUUUCACCUGGACAGACGCCCCCAAUGCACACUACCCGCCGCACAAGCACAGCACCAAAACAACCCAUCUCGUCCUCGACGGCUCCAUAACCUAUACCUAUCCCAACGACCCACACGCCAAAAGAGAGACCAUAGGCCCCGGCGCAAGGUGGGAUGUCGACGCACACAAGGUGCAUCAAGUCUGGGUCGGCAGCCAAGGGUGUACCUAUGUCAUUGGCGAACAAUAG
This is a messenger RNA of Exserohilum turcica Et28A, 285 nucleotides long. RefSeq lists its product as uncharacterized. The transcript has 2 exons. The record is from RefSeq and is a predicted model, not a curated record. Lineage: Eukaryota; Fungi; Ascomycota; Dothideomycetes; Pleosporales; Pleosporaceae. The coding region runs from base 1 to 285 and encodes 94 amino acids.